Messenger RNA from Macroventuria anomochaeta, 568 nucleotides. RefSeq lists its product as uncharacterized. The transcript has a single exon. Lineage: Eukaryota; Fungi; Ascomycota; Dothideomycetes; Pleosporales; Didymellaceae. Bases 125 to 412 code for a protein of 95 amino acids. The record is from RefSeq and is a predicted model, not a curated record.
GAACCCACACGACUGAUUCCUGGUGGUUGAAGCUGGCGAUGCCCCUCUUCAUAUAUGCGCAAUGCACUGGUCCAGGCCAGUACGAUAGCCCGGAGUUGCACAAGGAUAUUACACGCGACACUGGAUGCGUCUCCACCUCUCAAAGGCAAGUCAUUUGUUAUUCUGGCCUGUUAUCACCGGCCAUAUACUCCAACGAGGCACCCAAGACGUUGGAAUUGCGCCUCGUACAAUCGAAGGAUCACAGAAGCGUUGCUUUAGCUCGGUACCGUUGCUAAGCGCAUUUCUCGAGGCACCCAAGGCCGUGGGACAAGCCCAGCCCGUAAUGAGGCCCCCGGGUUUACGACGAGAAAGGGAGGAGAGUAGGAAAGUCAACGCCAAUCUAUGCAGCGAUGUGGCCACGAUCCGCCGUUAGAACGUUCGAAAAAGAGUCUCCAAGCCCAUGCUAAGAUGGAAAAGAUAAGAUGGUGGAAGCUUCCUUGCAGUGGCGGGAGAGUGCCCAGGGCCGCCAAGGUGUUACAAUAAUGAACUUCCUAAUCAAGCCGCGGGCGAUGGUAGCCAAGGGCUUGGU